AGGCAGGUGUCUUUGCUGUGCGAGCAGUGGUUAGUCGUCCUCGCUUUGUGCAGAGCUUAUCGUGUUCCCUAAAUCAUCCCCGGCACAAAAAUGAGGAACGCCAUCCUCAAGCGUUUCGUCCAAGGUGCAUUCAAUUCAUCAUCAAGGUUGAGAUCGAGACCCGCCAUUUCAUCUGCAACUACUUCACCAAUCGCCCUCUCGUACAGACAAUAUGCUGCUUCUGCAUCAUUGGCUCAGGAGGAGGCAGAAACAGUUACAUUUCCUAGGGAAGGCCCAGGUGUCUCUUAUGGUCUUAAUUGGGCUCUUGCAGGGAGAGGUGUAAUUGUAAAGGAUAAAGCUUUUCACAACUUGAAGCCUUCUGAGCUACAACAGAAAGGUGCAACCACUUCAGAGACUUUGUCUGGUCUUCCUGUUCAUGUAAGAGGUAAUGCGGUUGGAGGGGCUUCUGAAAUUUCCAACGCACAAUUUAGUAAACUCUUGAAACAGGUUACAACUCACAUUUCAUCCAUAUCAAAUGUCUUUGUUCAAGAUGGAGCUGUUGGGUCUUCAUCAAAAUAUGAUGCAAAAGUCCGUGUUAUAAGUGACAGUCCAUCUGCUGUAUUAUCACUUUCCAGUGUCCUAUUUAGGACUCCUAGUCGUGCAAUUUCUCAUGAUUCUUGCCCUCUGACUGUUUACGUUGCUACAUCAUUAAGUCCAACCGCUGCUGAUACUAUUGGUCUUGGGUCUCAAGCAAAUGGUGGUUUUAUAGCUGCUGAUAUUGAGCGCUCAUCACUCAUUCUUUGUGGUAAAGCCUUUUCUGAUAUCAAGGGAAUCAAAGAUGCACUUGCUGCCUUGGCUGGACCUGUUAUAUCUGCUAGAGGAGGCCUGCCUUUAUCUGCUAGGCUAUUGGUGUCUGGUGAGUCUGUGAUUCUUCUUUUUGCUCCAGAGGAUGAUCUUCAGAGCUGCUCGGAUCUGCUAGUUUCUGCAGAUGCAGGUGUAAUUCUGUCCUCUCAGGGUGUUGCACCACUCUUUCAAACUGGAGACUCUGGAUCCCCCAAUCUAUUCAAGUUGCCAGCUGCUGUGGUACUUGCAUCUGUUGAUAGCUCUGGCACCAUUCCUUCUUUGUCGAAGCUCUCCCCUGGUCAGGCAGCUUAUCACUUCCUUGCUGGCUAUCAGAAUGGGAAGUUUGUACCUGUUUAUAGCAAGGGUCCCUCAGCUAUUGAUCCUCUGGAACUUGCAAAGGCCCUCUUAUCUAAGAUGAAUGAGAAGCAGCUUCCAUCUUUCCUAAUUAACCUCAGUGAAGGAGAAAAGAAAGUGACAGGCAAGGAGCUGAUUAAGCUGGCAGAAUCCACACUGUCCAAGACUAUAUCUCCUUUUGAACCUAAAGCUGGGGAUCUCCAAUCAAAGUACAAGAGCUUUAUUUCUGGUAAGUUCCAAGAGCUUCCAGAGGAGUUCUUAUUCUGAAACCAUUCAGCAUUGUAUCUUAUUGUUUCUUGAUGAUAAAAAUGUGCACAUUUUAUCUAAUUAUAGAUUGACUUGCAUUUGUGAGAAUUUUGUAGCCUCACAUUUUUUUUUUUGGGGAAAAGAUAAAUGAAGUACCUGAAGAAAAGUAUGAAUAAAAUUAACAGUUAUAUUUCCC
Messenger RNA from Telopea speciosissima, 1618 nucleotides. RefSeq lists its product as uncharacterized. Gene Ontology annotation, biological process: gluconeogenesis. The record is from RefSeq and is a predicted model, not a curated record. NCBI's taxonomy places the organism in Eukaryota, Viridiplantae, Streptophyta, Magnoliopsida, Proteales, Proteaceae. Gene Ontology annotation, molecular function: ATP binding; phosphoenolpyruvate carboxykinase (ATP) activity. The coding region runs from base 91 to 1443 and encodes 450 amino acids. Gene Ontology annotation, cellular component: cytosol. The transcript has 11 exons.